This is a messenger RNA of Amphimedon queenslandica, 2058 nucleotides long. RefSeq lists its product as uncharacterized. The transcript has 6 exons. The coding region runs from base 1 to 1416 and encodes 471 amino acids. NCBI's taxonomy places the organism in Eukaryota, Metazoa, Porifera, Demospongiae, Haplosclerida, Niphatidae. The record is from RefSeq and is a predicted model, not a curated record.
AUGGCAGCUAUAGAUGCUCCAGAAUAUAUUGUGGUUAAAGAUCAUCUCGCUGAUGUUAUUGAUUUAUUAGCUGGGAAUGCUCCAGUCAUUACACAAUUUUCAAACCACCUCUUCUCAUCUGGUCUCAUUCCUAAAGAGGUACAUCUCAAUCCGAAGAGCAGUCCUUUAGAUAGAGCCACCCAGCUUAUUAAUUCAGUGUCUUGUACAAUUGGAGCUCAUUCUGAUCCUAACAGUGUCUUCCAUGGGCUUGUUUCUUCAUUGCAAAAAGUUGAACUCACUGAUAUGGCAAGAAAACUUCAGCAAAGCCUUGGAGGAAUAAGUCACUCUCAGGUAGUUGUGCCAUUAGCAGCUGUAGACCAAUCACCAACUGUAAUUCAGCUCAGCUCUAAAGACGAAGUAGCAAGAAACAUUGACAAACUUUAUGAUCAGUUUACUGAUCUUGUUACAGAUCUUAGAACUCAAUUUGAAGAAUUAAUAUCUGAAGGUAAAAUAAAGCUAAUACAAGUUACUCGACAAGCUGCUGACUAUUUAAGAAGAAGAGUGACAAGCUUACAAGUAAAUAGCAUUGAUGAAUUGUUUGAUUCUCUUCGGCCACAUUGUGAUUUUCUCAACUGUAGCUUGCUUAGAAAGCUCACAAAUAAGUUUCUUGCUGGUGAUGAAUUGCAGUUGUCAUUGUCACAGUACAUUGAUAAGAUGGAUAAGCUGUUAGAAUCAUCCCAAUUGAAGCACAUUCGAUCAACUGUCAAAGAAAGGUUAUCGUUUUUACCGGCACCAACUACUAGUGAACACACUGUGCUUAUCAUUUUUAAGCUGCAUGAUAGAUGGGAAGAAAUGACUUUAGAAAAUUUCAAGAGAGUCCUUAUUCAUUACUUUGGAUCAAAUGCUGAUCUCUUCAGCCACAUUUAUUUUGAUUAUGGAUCACUCAUUGUUAAGAUGCUGAUACCAACUUCAAUCUUCCAAUCAGUAAAAGAUGUACUUAUUGCCAGGAGGAGCUCAAUGAAUAGAAUUGGAAUUUUUGAAGUUGUUAUUAGACCUAUUAGUGGAGAGAUGGAGUUUAACAUCGAUGAUGCUAUUGAUUUUGAGCAGUCACUAAUGGAUUCAGUUAAAGAAAAUGAUGACUUUGACGCAAUAAUGCUACUAAAGUUAGGAGCUGAUCAUUACAGUAUAAGUGCAAAUGCUUAUAACCAGCUUUCCAUGAUUGACAUUGAUCUACCACUAACUCAAGAAACUAAUCUUAAUGAAAGAAAUGAAAUACCAGGUACUAAGUACGGCCAGCUCAGUAGGUCCACAAGCCAAUCUAGCCAAGGUAAGCAAUCAGUCAGUAAAAAUGGUUUGGUCAAUUUUGGUAUAUGCAUUAUUGAUGAGAUUAUUAAAGUCAAUUACUUCUUUGUACUAAUUUUUCUUCACAAGUUAUAGUAGAUGCUUAUAAUGCAAGACUAAACAGAGUAUUCUACAUUAUUUUUCCUGCAAUAAUUAUUUAUUGGUUUGUUAACAAUGCUGGCACAAAACUUAUGGAAGAUCUUUUUGUUUUUGCUGUAAGCUCUUGUGUGGGUGGUUCAUUUGGAGCAUUUGUUGGGACAGAAGUUUUUGACAAAUAUAAAUCUGUCAGGCAUAAUGCCUUUCACCCUGGUAGAAUCACUAAUAGGAGGGUCAUUAUAGACAGUGUGUGUCAAUUUCUUGGUAUAGGAGGAAUAUAUGUCAUAUUCAGUGGUGCUCUAAUUUAUACUUCUUACUUCUUUGAUGUUACACAAUACAUACCUAUUUUCAUUGGAUCAAUAACUGGAGCAGUAUAUACUAUGACAACAGCUCCAGAACCCAAACCUAUCCAAUCAAAUUAUUUUCACUGCUCAAGUAAUCCUUUUAAGCAUAUAUUUCGCUAUUGUUUUGGAGUAUUUACUGGUUUAAUGGCUGGAAUAGUAACUGGAGCAGUAGUUGGAUCAUUUGGAAUUCUUAAUACAGAUAUCAUUUCAUAUAAGCAUGUUAAAAUUACAGUAUUUGUUAUGGGGGGAUUACUUGUAGCUUUUGCUGGUUAUAGGUAUUAUUGUUUUGUAAGUAAAA